This is a messenger RNA of Triticum turgidum subsp. durum (durum wheat), 2514 nucleotides long. The record is from the annotation of a GenBank genome assembly. NCBI's taxonomy places the organism in Eukaryota, Viridiplantae, Streptophyta, Magnoliopsida, Poales, Poaceae.
AUGGGUGACACUGAAGCACUCUGUAUGCACUCACCUAGAAAUUUAUGGUAUACAAGUAGUACUUGUGCUGCCAUAGCUGAAACCAUCUCUGCAACCAUGGCUCCUACUCUUUCACUUCUGCUUGCCACCACUUCCAUAGCUCUGCUCUUAUUUUCAAGAGCUGUGGCACAUGACGCUCUGUCGUUGGGAUCCUCUCUAGCCGUCGAAGCCUUCCAAACCGACGUGCUGCAAUCACCGGAUGGCACCUUCUCCUGCGGCUUCUACAGCAUCUACACCAACGCCUUCACAUUUUCGAUAUGGUACUCCAAGGCGGCAGACAAAACCGUCGUGUGGAGUGCAAAUCGCGACCGCCCUGUCCAUGUCAAAAGGUCAGUCCUGACCUUGCAGAGAGAUGGCAAUAUGUUCCUGAUAGAUUAUGAUGGCACAAUUGUGUGGCAAGCUGGUGGCAACUUCACAAAUAUUCAGCAUGCUCAGCUGUUGAAUACUGGGAAUUUUAUCUUGAAGGCUACCAAUGGUAAGACAAUAUGGCAGAGUUUUGAUUCACCCACGGACACUAUACUGCCGACGCAACACUUCACUGCUUCUACAAAGUUAGUGCCUACAACCCGGUCACAUGAUUCUGGUAACUACAUAUUCCGUUUCAGCGAUCUUUCGGUACUGUCACUUAUAUAUGACAUUCCUGAAGUUUCGGAUAUAUACUGGCCAGACCCUGACCAGACUCUCUAUGAGGAUAAUAGAAACCAGUAUAACAAUACUAGACUGGGGAUUUUGGACAGUAAUGGGAGUUUUGGGUCGAGUGAUUUUGCUGAUGGCCAGCCACUGGUGGCCUGUGAUGCAGGACCAGGGAUUAAGAGAAGGCUAACUCUAGAUCCUGAUGGUAAUCUCCGGUUAUAUAGCUUGAAUGACUUAGAUGGGUCAUGGUCAGUUUCAAUGGCAGCAAUGUCUCAACCUUGCAACGUCCACGGCUUAUGCGGUCCUAAUGGAAUCUGUCACUACUCACCUAAACCUACAUGUUCGUGUGCACCAGGCUAUGUGAUGAGCAACCCGGGUAAUUGGACUGAAGGCUGCAGCGCUAUUGUCAACAUAACAUGUGAUCAUCAGGAACCUAUGAAGUUUGUGAAACUCAAGCAUACAGAUUUUUGGGGCUCUGAUCAGAAACAUUUGCUCUCGGUUUCCUUUUAUUAUUGUAGGAAUAUCUGCAUGAAUGACUGCACCUGCAAAGGCUUUCAGUACCAGGAAGAUACAUCCUCAUGCUAUCCAAAAGCUAGUCUUUUCAGUGGACGGACCUACCCAACAAAUGAUGCGCGGACAAUAUAUCUCAAGCUUCCUGCCAGGGUAAAUGUUUCGAACACAAUUUUCCCUCGCUCCGAUGUGUUUGAUCCUGCACCACCUCAUCUUAACUGCAAUCAAAUGAGCAUACCACCAAUUCUAGAAGCGCAUAACACCGAUGUGGAAGAACCAAAGUGGCUCUACUUCUACGGUUUCAUAGUUGCAUUUUUUGUCGUUGAGGUUUCCUUCAUAGCAUUCACAUGGUUCUUUGUUUUGAGAAGAGAGCUUAGGCCAUCAGAAGUAUGGGCGACCGAGGAAGGAUACAAGGUGAUGACCAGUCAUUUCAGAAGAUACAGUUACAGAGAACUUGUGAAGGCAACAAUGAAUUUCAAAGUUGAGCUGGGAAGGGGAAGCUCGGGCGUGGUGUACAAAGGUGUCUUAGAAGAUGAAAGACCAGUUGCUCUGAAGAAGCUGAAGCAUGUAAGUCGGGGCAAAGAAGAGUUCCAAGCUGAGCUGAGUGUGAUUGCUAGGAUUAACCACAUGAAUCUAGUGAGAAUAUGGGGGUUUUGUUCGGAAGGAUCUCACCGGCUGUUGGUUUGUGAAUAUGUCCAGAAUGGCUCACUGGCUAGCAUUUUGUUCAGUGACAACAUCUUGUUGGACUGGAAGCAACGGUUCAAUAUUGCAUUAGGUGUUGCGAAAGGGUUAGCCUACCUUCAUCAUGAGUGCCUAGAAUGGGUCAUUCACUGUGAUGUGAAACCCGAGAAUAUACUCUUGGACCAAAACUUUGAGCCUAAGAUCACCGACUUUGGGCUGGCAAAGUUACUAAACCGAGGUGUGUCCAACCAGAACACAUCUCAUGUCCGAGGAACCACAGGCUACAUUGCUCCUGAGUGGAUCUCCCGCCGCCCUAUCACGUCGAAAGUCGACGUGUAUAGCUACGGGGUCAUGCUUCUUGAGCUUUUAUCUGGAAGCAGAGUAUCGGAGUUGACCGUCGGUUCAGAUGCAGAGGUGCACAUGGUGCUCAGGAAGCUUGUGACAAUGCUUGCAGAUAAACUGGAAGGAAGUGAUGAAUCUUGGAUCGAUGAAUUUGUGGACUGCAAAUUGGGUGGGCAAUUCAGCUAUGUGCAGGCUAGAACAUUAAUAAAAUUGGUCGUUUCUUGUUUGGAGGAAGAUACAAGAAAGAGGUCGACCAUGGAAUCUGUUGUUCAGACUCUCCUAACAUUACAUGAAGAUGAUAAGUCGUAG